This is a messenger RNA of Pseudogymnoascus verrucosus, 1194 nucleotides long. RefSeq lists its product as uncharacterized. The transcript has a single exon. NCBI's taxonomy places the organism in Eukaryota, Fungi, Ascomycota, Leotiomycetes, Thelebolales, Thelebolaceae. The record is from RefSeq and is a predicted model, not a curated record. Gene Ontology annotation, molecular function: DNA binding. The coding region runs from base 1 to 1194 and encodes 397 amino acids. Gene Ontology annotation, biological process: DNA replication. Gene Ontology annotation, cellular component: nuclear origin of replication recognition complex.
AUGAACCGCUCCAUCGAACAAUCCCUCACAUCUCUCCUCCCCCGCCUCACAACCGACCUCCCCUCAGACCUUAUCAACCUUGCCUCCUCCCUCGUCGCGCAAUCCCGAAGUGUAGCCAGCAACCUCAAGCAAGAUGAAGAAAUAGGCCGCGCCUACGUCUGCGCUCACAUUGCCUGCGAGCGCCUCAAAUCCACUCUCAACCUUCCUCUAAUCGAGCCACGCCCUCCCGUCCCCCCACGCGUCUACACAAAGCUCUACACCUACCUCUCCUCCGCCCUCGUGGCGCGCCCCCAGCGAACACCCAAGAAAGUCCAGCGCCUCGAAGAUGCGCAACUACCACCCUCCAAUACCAAAACACCCACGCGACGGAAGUCCAACCCCACCUCGACGACCCCGGCAGGCCUCCCGCUGCCCAGCCGCCCAACGCCCUCAAAAGAGCGCUCGCUAGCCGCGUUUCGCCCGCAGAACAAGAGUCGCAAGUCGGAGCUGUCACAUGGAGGGCGUGGUCGCGAGAUAGCGGCGUGGAUACGGCCUGUGGUGAGGGGGUUGUGCGCGAAGAUGGAAGCGAGGGGCGCGAUUGCGCAUGUGCUUGCGGGUGUGGGGAGUGUGUUGACGCUGCCGACGCCGAAGCCAGAAAAAGGGGAAGCGAAGGAGAAGGAGAAGGUUCCGGCACUGGUGGCGGCGGUAUAUGUCUUGGUGCAUACUAGGUUGACUGGGAAAGAGGUUAAUGGGAAGGAGUAUGUGGCUCUACGGCGAGGUAUUCUUGCUACGUUGAAGGCUUUGAGGGCAGAUGAAGAGGUGGUGGGGAAGGUUGAGAAGGAAGAACCGGGCGAGAAAGGAUGGGAGGGGUGGACAGAUAUUGUGGGGAAGGAUGUGGAUGCUUGGCUUAUGCAGUUAAGCUCGAAGGGGUGGGUGGGAUUGGACUGGUUUGAGAAUAUCGAGAGCGGCUCUGGCAUCGAAGGACCAGAAGCACGUGAUGAGCCGAUGGAUGAUGCGGAAGACGAGGACGCCGAUGGAGACGAUAAUGGAGAAGAGGAUUCGAUUAUGGGGCUAGGAACUAUGAUGCAGGAACGCGUGGAUUACCUGAGCACCAGGAAGAGAGAAGAAUAUCAGAUCUGGAAAGACGGGAUAUUAGAGAAAAUAGAAAGGAUCGAGAGGGCAGAGGCUGGGGCGGAUGAUAUGGAUACGACUUAG